CUUGCCUAUUUUUCUCGUGUUCUAGAAGCCCCAUUGCGCCUUUCUCUCUCUUUCCCCCUCCCCCUCUCCCCAUUAAUUCGCUCCUCGGCUCUCCCCUGUUCUCUUCCCCUCCCUCCUCCUCCUCCUUCUAUGUGCAUCGAUUCGUUCCCAAAGCUUUCCAGGCCGUCGAGGAGGGCGAGAGGUUUGGAUUUGUGAGAGCAAAGCGGAGAGCUUUUAUAUGGAGAGUGAAAUGAUCGAGUUGGGCAGUAGCUGCAGAGAGGAAUUGGUUCCGCCAUGGCUGAAACCCAUGCUGAGGACGAGCUUCUUCGUGCCCUGCGACGUCCACGCCGAUGCCAACAAGAGCGAGUGCAACAUGUACUGCUUGGACUGCAUCGGACCCGCACUCUGUUCUUAUUGCCUACGGGACCAAUACCAUAAGAAUCACCGAGUUGUUCAGAUACGGAGGUCAUCGUACCACAACGUGAUCAGGGUGUCCGAGGUGUCCAAGUUCAUAGAUAUAUCGGGCAUCCAGACGUAUGUGAUAAACAGCGCCAAGAUCGUGUUUUUGAACGGGAGGCCGCAGCCGAGGCAUGGGAAGGGCGUCACCAACACCUGUGAGAUUUGCUGCCGGAGCCUCCUCGACAACUUCCGCUUCUGCUCCCUCGGAUGCAAGCUGGGAGGAAUGCAAAGAGACCCGGGGCUCACCUUUGCGCUACGCCCCAAGACCAGCCGGGACUGGCUUCAUGGCUCGGAAUCGGAUGAGUCGUCGACCCCACGGAAGUUCCGGAAGAUGUCACCUGCCAUGGCCAUUGACGGCUGGAGGUGGUCGGAUGACGAGGGCGGUAGGUCCACCACAACCACCACCAGCAAUUCUCCGGCGACCUCUCCUGUUAUCAGCUACCGGACGUCAAGGCGUAAGGGUAUACCCCGCCGAGCUCCCUUUUGAUUUAGAGAGACAGAGAGAGAGAGAGAGAGAGAUAGACUGAAAAGAAGCUUAAUUUAGAAGUGACUCCUUUAGAAGAGUCAGUGUACGUGCACCGAUAUGAGGAGGAGAAAGGAAGCAGAUGACCAUGCGUCCAUAUAUAUGCUGCAUAAGAGGAAGAAAAAUUAAAAGAAGUCCCUAGAUAUUGGGGUGCCUACUUGUGUUAAGUAUGUAAAUAUAUCCACCCAUGCUUGCCCAUUUUCACGUUCAUGCGUUGAGGUGUGUAAAAAUUUCUUACGUGUCUUUUAUUCUGACCGUUUGGACCAGAGCCUUUAUACGUACGUAAAGAUGGGUGAAUAAAUGGAAUACAUGAGAUCUUCAUUACAGCAUA
This is a messenger RNA of Elaeis guineensis (African oil palm), 1292 nucleotides long. RefSeq names its product protein RGF1 INDUCIBLE TRANSCRIPTION FACTOR 1. The record is from RefSeq and is a predicted model, not a curated record. NCBI's taxonomy places the organism in Eukaryota, Viridiplantae, Streptophyta, Magnoliopsida, Arecales, Arecaceae.